AUGCGCGAGCUCAUCGGUCGCUUCGUGGAGCACUUCCUCAUGGCCUCUUUCGGAAUCAAAGAAGCUUACAUCGAAAGCCAGAGAGACCGCUUUAAGUGCGAAGUGCAUUUGAUGGCUGGCGAGGUGGCACAUUGGAUGAAUGUGAACUGCAAGCUAGUGGCCCACAAGGAGGACAGAGAGAUGCUGAAGAAUGUUUGCUGGGAGAUCAAGAAGAUCAACAGUUGCUACGUCAACGUGGGCGCCCAUCCGGAAAGUCUGACGCCUGGGAAGCUGGAGGAGCUCGAUGGACUGUGCGCAGACGUCUUUCAGUGGAUUGGUAGCUUGCUGUUGGAGGCUGCGCACUGGACGCCCAAGAAGACCAAGGACGACGUUUUAGCGAGCACCACGUCCGCCACGCCCACCAAUCACACCUUCCACCGCACCGACCUCCCCCAGCGCUGCAGCGCCUGCCGCGCCACGGGCGGCAUCCCCAGCGCCACGGGCGGCGCCUGCCGCGCCACGGGCGGCGUCCCCAGCGCCACGGGCGGCGCCUGCCACGCCACGGGCGGCGUCCCCAGCGCCACGGGCGGAAAGGAAGAGAGAUGUCGAAACCCCAGCUGCAUCUUCAGCCAUCCGGAGGAAGAGGAGGAGUGCGCGGGGCUUGCACUCGAGGAGAUGCCUGCAGAUUCGUGCAUCCCUGCAGUGCAGGCCAAAGCUGUCGCAAGCGAAACUGCGCUCUUGACCAUCCACGUGAUGGUGCAAUGGGACAAUGAACGAGGCUUCGGCAAGGUGCAGAGUACCGAUGGGCGUGAGCUCUUUGUCCACAAGAGCUACCUGAGAGAGGCCGUCACGAAGGGCGCAGCGGUGGACUUCGAAAUUUCCUGGGUCGAGUCCAAGCAGCAGGACCAUGCCAAAGAUGUGCAGCUGUUGAAGCCGGGGACAGGAUCCACACCGGAAGCGAUCGAGACGGAGGGUGACAGUGCCUUCGCGGUGGAGAGUGCUCUCGAACCGCCUGACCUGCCUUCCCUCCCAGAACAUGCGACCGACCGGCAGCACUUGGAGAUGUUGACGCAGCAGAUGGAUCAACUCCGCAAGCGAGGUCAUGAUACCCAGAAGUUGUUGGUCCAGAACCAGCAGUUGUUGGUGCAAAGCCAGCAGCUCUUGGUCCAGGGCCUCUUCGCGCUGAUCCAACAGAAGCAGAAUGUGCAGAACGCCAACCUGGAACGUGCCCUGAAAGCCUUGACCGCGCAGAUGGGCGGAGAGGUGUCGGACCUUCCCGAGGUCAAGGUGCCCAGUCCAUUAGCUUCUUUGGAGGUGCCGGGUAUAGCACUCGCAGCGGCACCAGAGGCGGACAAGAGCAUCAAGAAAGGAAUGGCAGAAAUACGGUAUGGAACAGCCGUGGAACAAAAGGAACCGGAGAAGAAACCGGAGAAGCAAGAGGCAGCAUCAGCAGAAAGUGCCAAAGUAGCCUCAGAAACCAAGGCUGGCACACCUAUGUUUCGACAAUAUCGUUCGCGGUCCAAUAUGUGUUUGGCAGCUGUUUGA
Molecule: messenger RNA, 1524 nt
Organism: Durusdinium trenchii
Lineage: Eukaryota; Dinophyceae; Suessiales; Symbiodiniaceae
Source: the annotation of a GenBank genome assembly